GAAUGGUCAAUAUUGAUAAUUAUCAGAUCAAAAAACCUUCGGUUAUUUAAACUGUGUUUGUGCAUUUUUUUCGGUAGAUCAGUGCUUCCGUAACAUCUUGAGUUAAAUGAGUCAUUAAAGGAUACUUGAAGAGCAGCGGAUCAAGAAAUAUGACCUUUUAUGGUCGAGUUCUGAAUGCCGACAUAGACCUCAGUAAUAGUUACGCUACUUCAGUGUCUGCAUUUCUACUGUUUUACAUGAUUGACUAUGCCCUUCAAACAUGUCAAUCGAGCAAUAAAACUACGAGAAACACUUACUUGUUCAUAAGACUAAGAAAUUACUCCAUCUCCAUAAUCCACGCUUUUAUAUCCGGACUAAGUUCGCUUAUUUGCCUUAUUUCUUAUCCUGACCUAGUCGGUAAUGUCAUAGAUUCAGAGAACGUUUUCGCUUAUCAUAUUAUGGGUUUCGCGACAGGUUACUUUGUUCACGACAUUUAUCAUAAUAUAUGUGGCGGUGUUGGACUAAGAUCGUUGGAGAUAAUAUUGCAUCACAUUACAGUUUUAACCUGCUUUUACGUUGUAUCUUGGUAUAGGAUUCUUGUUUGUUACGCAUUGUUUGGGCUUUUGAUGGAGCUAAACAGCAUAUUUCUUCACGCAAGAAAGUUAAUGAUCUUACUUAACAUCGACCCUGAAUCAGUAACAUACCGCCUUAAUGCUAUUGCAAAUAUCAGCAGGGGUUUGCUCAACAGAGAAUAUUUCAACGGAGAAGUUAGAAAAAGGUUAUUUAUUGUGAUGAACUUUACAAAAUUAUCUGUACAACGAUAGUUCAAGCUAUAAGAGAGGCAAGCAGUUCAGCAAAAUGGGUGUGGCAUUGAAGAUGAACAUUUAGUUAUUAACCAACCAAAAAUUAAUUACAUCUAAUGUAAAUAAAUCAAAUAAAGGAAGACCAGUUGAAAACAUCAGAAAAUAAUCUGUCACGAAACUAAAAUUUUGCUCAAGACGCAGUAAAAGUUUUCAAGGCAUAUUCGAUGAAUUUUCUUUGUCUGACAAAUAUUAGUUUUUCCUUUGCACAUUUUGCUGAAACUGAUCAAUAUCAAGAUGACAAAGACUUGUUUAUUGAACGAUUUGUCUUUGUCAAUGACGACUGCGUUAAUUAUUUCAUUUCAAAGCUUGUAAAACUGCGUUUUUAGCAUGUAAUGUUUUGAAUUACAGUACGAACUCUGCUGUAUGUGUAUCAGAACUUAUUUUUGACUAACCAGGAAACAAGAUUUAUGUUUCUCAGUAAGGUUUAAUAUGAUGGCUACCAUCUGUUGUUGGUUUUCGUUAGGUAGAAUGUUUUCUUAGUUUCAGUACACCACUACGCUUCUUAAACUGCAAUCAAUAUUAUAACUUGAAAGUAAUGACAACUGAAAAUUAAGAAUAUUACGCUAGAUACACGCAUUUAUUCGAUAGCUUCAAGUAAUCAUUAAGAAAAUGAAUACGAGACGAAUGUCGAAGAAAAAUGUUGAAACGCUGAUUUCACAAAGCAAAGAAAUUCAGUAGCGCUUUUCCAUUUCUUUUACACUGGCUUUUAAAAC
Schistosoma guineensis is the source of this 1555-nucleotide messenger RNA. The record is from the annotation of a GenBank genome assembly. Lineage: Eukaryota; Metazoa; Platyhelminthes; Trematoda; Strigeidida; Schistosomatidae.